GAUUAACAGACACUGGUAGCCGGCACCGGCUUCUAGCUUCGCCGGAAGCCCCUGCAUGGGACAUCGGCCUGAUGCAGGGUUCUGGACACACCAGUCCCCGAAGGAAGCGAAGUUUUCAAAGUGGGCCUGGCGUCCCACUUAUGAGUGUAUAGUUUCAGCCACAAAAAUGUCUGCGCUUCGCAUUCCCUGCGUUUCUGAAGUGGCGUCGACUUCGCCUCGCUGCAUUCCGCAGCUUGCAGCCCGUCGCAGCUUGUCGCGCCGUGCCGGCCGCCGGGCGACAACUCAGGUGCUGAAUUGCGCCGUCAAUCCCAGGUCUACGCCCAGCAUCAACGUUGCAGCCGCACUUGAGGCGCCGACUGCCUCGCGUCUCGCGUCCCCGGCCGGCGUGGCACCAGCUGCAGGCUCGGGAGGCUUUAACAGCGAUAUACUUGGGCUUGGGCAAGCCAUCGUCGACUGGUCCGCCUCCGUCGACUUUAGCUUGCUCUCCACGUUCAAUGUGCCGCUCGGCGGGCGACGCGUCAUCACCGUCGAGGAGCGUGCGUCGGUGAUGGAGACGCUUGAUGAGAUUGGCGCGCCCAGCCAGGUCAGCGCUGGCGGCUCCCUGGCCAACACGCUGGUGGGUGUGGCCCGCCUGGCGCGCGCCGCCGGCAAGGACCUGCGCGUGGCUCUGGGCGGCAGCCUGGGGACGGACACGCUCGGCCAGUACUUUAACUCCCAGCUGCGCAGCGCUGGCGUGCGCUGCCUGCUGGACACGCACCAGCACCACGCGGCGCAGCACGCGCUGCACCCCCAACCCCACGACCAGCACCCCCAGCCCACGCACCCCACCCAGCAGCCCCAGCAGCAGCCCGCGCACUCUGCGCAGCAGCAGCAGCAGCACCCCUCGCCCGAGGGCCACACCGGCACCGUCAUGGUGCUCACCACGCCCGACGCGCAGCGCUCCUUCCUGUCCUUCUUCACCUCGGACCGCCUGGCGCUCAGCGAGCGGCUGCGCUCGGCCGUGCGCGGCUGCCGGCUGGUGGUGAUGGAGGGCUACCUGUGGGAGAUGGAGGGCGCCGAGGCCUACAUGGCCGAGGUCAUCCGCAUCGCACACGCCGCGGGCGCGCAGGUGGCCAUGACGGCCGGCGACCCGGGCGUGGUGGCGCGGCACCGGGAGGAGAUGCUGCGCACCAUUGCGCGCGGCGUGGACAUGGUGUUCACGAACGAGGACGAGGCGGCCAACCUGGCUGGGCUGCCCGGCCCGGCGGCGCUGGCGUCCUCGCCCACCGCCUCGGAGGAGGAGCUGGAGGAGGCGGGCGAGCGGGCGGCGCUGGCGCUGGCGGAGCUGUGCCCCGUGGCGGUGGUGACGGCGGGCAGCAAGGGCAGCUACGUGUGCGCAAUGGGCGAGAUCCACGCCGUGCCGCCGUACUGGCUUCCGCAGGGCCCCGUGGACACGUGCGGCGCCGGCGAUGCCUACAUGGCGGGUUUCACAUACGCCAUGAUGGCGGGGUACGACGCGCGUACGGCGGGCGAGUUCGCCAGCCGCGUGGCGAGCGCCGUGAUCGGGCGGUACGGCCCGCACCUGAGUGACGAGGACGCGGAGGACCUGGUGGGGCAGCUGCCUGAGCACACCGGGCCCAUGCGGGUGGCGCUGGGCGGCGCGGCGGGGCAGCUGGAGCUGGGCGGUGGGGCCGGCGGCUUCUCCUUUUAAAGGGAGGAGACGAAGGUGUGGAGAGGAGCGCGGAGUGGCGAGUGGCGCGUUGGUGCGACGGUGCGGUCCCCGCACCUGCAUUGCAUGUGGCAUGUGCGCUUGGCGCCGCACAGGCGCUGUCCUGGAGAGGGAGCGAGGAAGGGCGCGGGAGGCGGGGGCGUGAGCAGGCACAGGCUGCCGCGCGCGCGGUAAGAGUGAUGGAGAUGGAGUUCGGGUACGAGAGGGCUUGAAUUCAAACGCGUGUCGAGCAGAGUAUGAGCGCUUCUUUUUAUAUUAUUUGCUGCGGCUGCUGCUGGCUGAGGCGGUAAUGGGAAGGCGCUGCGCCCCACCGGGGUGUGUGUAUGAACAUGACAUGACAGUGGCAGGGUGUGCAUACUUCGCAGUCAGACAUGAACAUCUUGACUUUCCAAACAUAACACAUGGCAGUCGUGCUGCCCGCAAUAUGGACCUUGUCCUUACCCCGACUUUGAACUUUGACUUCUGACAUGACGACUGACGACGUUUUGACUCGAGGCUGUUGACGGCUGACCAGAUUCGGAAUGCGCAGCGUGCUUAGAUUGUUUUUGUGGUCCCCUGCCUGCCGCGGUGCUGCACACGCGGGUCUGCACUCUUGCUACCGGGGUUCAGCGGCAGGGGCCGGUUGCGGAGGUGGGCGUGCGCGUGUGAGCCGCGUGAGCUCUUCGGAGCUGAGGGGGAACUUGUGUACUGUUGGUUGGUCUGCCCCUGAGAGGGGCCGCCCUGUGUACGAUAGCUUUCGGUUUUGUUUCUGCCUGUUUCAGCCUGCUAUUCGGUUUGACUCAAGAAGUGGAAUUAAUGCCUCAUGGAGAUCCCUGCGCGGGAGGCAAGGCGGGAUCCGCUUUCUCACGAUUGAUUUUUACGCUCGCCCGUGCUUUCACGCUCCCUGCACCGCCAGUUCAUGUUGACGGUGUGCGGACUUGAUGCGGCGGAGGUCCCAGUGUGUUGGAGUGACGCAUCGGAAGACCAGGGCGUGCAUGGGGUGGGCACCCGGCCGGUGAGCCAUCGCCGCGAGCCAGCGCCCGCCUCGCCUGUUCGUCCAUUUUCCAAGGUGCCUGCGCCCUCGGCUUGUAACUUAAGACCAGU
Messenger RNA from Chlamydomonas reinhardtii, 2791 nucleotides. RefSeq lists its product as uncharacterized. The record is from RefSeq and is a predicted model, not a curated record. Bases 167 to 1690 code for a protein of 507 amino acids. Gene Ontology annotation, molecular function: kinase activity. Lineage: Eukaryota; Viridiplantae; Chlorophyta; Chlorophyceae; Chlamydomonadales; Chlamydomonadaceae. The transcript has 5 exons.